Arabidopsis lyrata subsp. lyrata is the source of this 2636-nucleotide messenger RNA. RefSeq lists its product as uncharacterized. The coding region runs from base 166 to 2427 and encodes 753 amino acids. Gene Ontology annotation, biological process: meristem maintenance; meristem development. The transcript has a single exon. The record is from RefSeq and is a predicted model, not a curated record. Lineage: Eukaryota; Viridiplantae; Streptophyta; Magnoliopsida; Brassicales; Brassicaceae.
CGCCACUAUCUCUCUCUUCUGUAUCUGCAACAUAGUUUUGUGAUUUGACAUUUCAAAUUUCAAUUGUUAAGAAAAGAAAUAAAGAACAAAACUUGUCCAAUUUAUCUUAUAUAUCUCGAAAGAAAAACAAAAAGCUUUCCUUUUUGCUUUCAUCUUCUUCUCCUAAUGAUGGAUUCAAGUAAAGAGAGUAGCUUGAUUGAAAUCCGUUUUCUAAAACCCUAUGUAACCUCCAUUGAUGGUGCUGUAGCUGAGCUUCCUCAUCACCGUCUCUGUGUUUCUUCAUCAGACCUAAAGGAGUCGUUUUCUAGGAUUUCUUUCAAUGGGUUUUGGUUUGCACGCCUCAAUUUCAAAUCAUGGGCUAAAAAAAUGGAAGCUUUGCACGAACCCACUUGGAGAAAAGCUGGGAUUUUUGAGGCAAUCAAGGCAUCGAUAUACAAAAUCCCUAUAAAUCAGUCUUUGAUUGUAGCUCUUGUUGAGAAAUGGUGUCCUGAAACCAAAUCUUUCGUUUUCCCUUGGGGUGAAGCAACAAUAACGCUUGAGGAUGUAGUGGUUCUUCUAGGGUUUUCUGUUUUGGGUUCUCCUGUUUUUGCUCCUUUAGAAAGCUCAGAGAUGAGAGAUUCCGUAGAGAAACUGGAGAAAGCUAGAUUUGAGAAUAGAGGCAAGGAUGGGCAAUUGAGACAAAGAUUAUGGAUUUCGAGCUUCUUGGGUAGAGGUGAUCAAAUGGAGCAUGAAGCUUUUCUUGCAUUGUGGCUUUCACAAUUCGUUUUUCCGGAUAUGUCUCGUCGUUCUAUUUCGAAGAAAUUUCUCCCUAUCGCUGUUCGUUUAGCUAGAGGCGAGAGGAUUGCUCUUGCUCCUGCCGUUCUAUCAAGACUAUACAGAGAUUUGGGUCAAAUUCAAGCUUUUGCUAGAGAAAAAUCCACUCAAAAUGUUACUCUGAAAUCACUGUUUAAGUUAGUCCAAGUUUGGACAUGGGAGAGAUUCAAGAGUACCAGUCCAAAAGCUAGAGUGAUACCGAAAGAGGAACCUAGAAUAGCUCGGUGGCACUCACAAACAUCUGAGAAUGUGAGAUUGAAUCUUGAUGAUUUUGAUUGGCGUCCUUACACUAAACCUUUAAAGAAUUGGAACCCUCCUCGGUUUUACCCUGAAGAAGCUAUGUGGAUCACUGUUGAUGACAAUCUUGAUGAUGAAUUCGUUUCGUUUACUCGAUGCAUGAGAGUUUCUCAGCUUGUUGGGAUUGGUAUUGUGGAGGAUUACUAUCCGAAUCGAGUGGCAAUGCAGUUCGGGCUGGCUCAAGAUCUUCCUGGUUUGGUUACUGAUCAUAGCACCUUCACAGAAAAAGAGGCAUGGGAUGAUUACAAUAAGUCUCUUGAUGGUUUAAAGCUAUACAUACCUUCUCGUAUCGCUACGACUUCUGUUACUGAAAGAUAUCAAGCUUGGUGGUUGAAAUCUAUUUCAAAGUUUCUGGAUUUUUCAGAAUCAACUGAAACUUUUAAUGCAAGUAAUACAGUUGAUCAUUAUGAUGAUGCUGAUGAUGAACUACUGCCUUUGGGUCAAGUGCUUCGGAAGUAUGGAGAGAGCUUUCUUAAGAAACUCGAAAGAUGUAGGACGCGUAGGCUAGCGAAAAAUCAGCUAUUCGAGAUAAAUAAAGACAAGAUUGGUGAUGGUGCUGCAUCCGCUUCUACAGAAUUACCACUUAGUCAGUUGUUUAAAAAGGACUUGAUGAAGAGAACAAGUGGGCAGUUGAGAAACAAGGGACGCAAGCGAGCUCGUGAGGAUGAUGAAAGGUCUAUGGAUAACAAAGAUGAUGAAGAAGAUUAUAACAUUACAAUUGCUCAAAUGAUCAAAUCUAUACGGAAUGAUGAAAGUGGAAGCAAAGCAAAGAAGAGUAGUAUGGUUCAAAGACCAUCUAAUGAAAACAACUCUUCAGAUCCUCUUGUUGAUUCUAAUGGAGGUAUAAUUGACAUUGCCGUGUCACCGCCAAAGACAAGGCAAACAUGUGAUGGUAAGCUUCAUGUAGAUAGAAGCAAGAAAGAAGAGUGUUUAGUCCAUGAAGAUAGAGAAAAGCAGAGAAGCAAUGAGAACAACUCUUCAGAUCCUCUUGUUGAUUCUAAUGGAGGUAUAAUUGACAUUGCCGUGUCAUCUUCAAAGACAAGGCAAACAUGUGGUGGUAAGCUUCAUGUAGAUAGAAGCAAGAAAGAAGAGUGUUUAGUCCAUGAAGAUAGAGAAAAGCAGAGAAGCAAUGAGAGUUUGUGCAGUGAAGCUGAGAAAGAAGAAGAUAUUGAUGAAAGAUUGAAACAGAGAAAGCUUGCAAUAGAAGAGAUAGCAUUGAAGCUGGAGACACGUGCUAUGAAGGUUGAGAAGAGUUUAGCAAUGAUUAGACAAUGGAAAACCAGAGGCAACCAGACCAAUUAUGGAGUUUCUGCUUAACUAAUUGUGUCUGCCUUAACUAUCUAAUCUGAACUUUUGAAGAGGAUCUCUCAAGGAAACAAAACACAACAAUGUCACAACUAGUAAUCUUUGUAUGAUGUGUAGAACUUAUCAGACGCAACGCAAAGCUCAUGAUGUUGUGUAGAAAUGUGUUGAAUCGGUUCGAUUUUGGAUUAUUAAAUAUUUGUUGGUUUGGUUUGGGUGGACCA